CUGAACUUGAAAGAAGAAGACAUUUUUACAGACUGGUUAGCUAGCUGUCUGGGCUAAAUCGAUGUAGCCAUUUGUGUUGUUCCUUUAGAUCUAGCUUAUUGCUGGUUAUAUUUGAUUUGCAUGCUGUAGUUUUUUUGUCUAAAUCCGUCCGUCAAGAGCGGCGUUGUUGUUGCUGAUGUUGUUAGCCAGAAUACAGUUAGCUGGCUAAAUAGCUAGCUAGCCUCUGCGUUCAUUUCGCUGGCCUACAUUUUCCUAUCAAGAUGCCGCUGGGUUUGAAACCAUGUUGCGCUGUCUGCAAAACAAACUCAUCGUCUAUGUGGAAAAAGGGAAACCAAGGAGAGAUCCUGUGCAAUAACUGUACGGGGAAGAGCACCAGCAGUGGAGCAUCUGGACCCUCUGCGUCCUCCAACACACAGCAGAAUAAUGUCGGGGGCAAGCAGUCUAAACAAGAGAUCCACAGGAGAUCAGCACGGUUGAGGAGCACCAAGUACAAAAAUCCUGCUACCGAAAAAAAGGUCUCUACCAAAGGAAAAGGAAGAAGACACAUCUUCAAACUAAAAAAUCCAAUCAAAGCACCAGAAUCUGUUUCCACUAUCAUCACAUCAGAAUCAGUCUUUUAUAAGGGUGUGUAUUAUCAGAUAGGAGAUGUCAUCAAAGUUACAGAUGAGGAUGAUGGGAGGCCAUACUAUGCACAGAUCAGAGGUUUUGUCCAGGACCAAUACUGUGAGAAAAGUGCAGCCUUGACUUGGUUGAUACCAACCCAGGCCAGUCCUAAGGACCUGUUUGAUCCUGCCACUUACAUUGUUGGUCCAGAGGAGGAUUUUCCCAGGAAGAUGGAGUACCUGGAGUUUGUGUGCCACGCCCCCUCGGAGUACUUCAAGUCCAGGAGCUGUCCUUUCCCCACCAUUCCUAUCCGUCCAGAGAAAGGCUACAUCUGGACCCAUAUUGGACCCACGCCAGCCAUCGCUAUCAAAGAAUCUUUUGGCAACAGCAAUUAGCUGCUGGGGCAUUUACCAUGAAGAUAUUAACUUUGUCUAUUAGCUUGCUAACGGACGUAUGUACAUUUUUGUAAUAUAAUGGAGACAAGUUUAGGCUGUAUAAGACACAUUAUUAGUCUUUGAAUAUGGAAACUGGUUUGUAAACAUCCACAAUCUAAAUGUAACAUUGUGAACAGUACGAUAACUACCCAUGAAAUGAUCAUCCAGAGGUGACAUCAUCAAACAUGGGAUUGACUUUUAUAUUCAGUAAUGUGGAAAAUAAGUUUUCAAAAGCUUUGUUUACUAGAAUGCUUUUAAAACAAUCAACUUAAUUUUCUUUAGACAUCUGUGUCAUUCAUGUGAAGUGUUUAAUGAAUAUUAGAUCGAGACCAACUAAAAUUUUUAAAUAAAGAACAUUUAUUUAGAAAUAAGCUGUUAAUAGCUUCCAAGUUA
Molecule: messenger RNA, 1430 nt
Organism: Oncorhynchus masou masou (cherry salmon)
Lineage: Eukaryota; Metazoa; Chordata; Actinopteri; Salmoniformes; Salmonidae
Product: GATA zinc finger domain-containing protein 1-like
Exons: 5
Coding region: 261-998 (245 amino acids)
Biological process (GO): regulation of DNA-templated transcription; chromatin organization
Cellular component (GO): nucleus
Molecular function (GO): sequence-specific DNA binding; zinc ion binding
Source: RefSeq, a predicted model, not a curated record